This is a messenger RNA of Panonychus citri (citrus red mite), 4227 nucleotides long. RefSeq names its product SAM pointed domain-containing Ets transcription factor-like. The transcript has 4 exons. NCBI's taxonomy places the organism in Eukaryota, Metazoa, Arthropoda, Arachnida, Trombidiformes, Tetranychidae. Gene Ontology annotation, biological process: regulation of transcription by RNA polymerase II; cell differentiation. The coding region runs from base 152 to 1327 and encodes 391 amino acids. Gene Ontology annotation, cellular component: nucleus. The record is from RefSeq and is a predicted model, not a curated record. Gene Ontology annotation, molecular function: DNA-binding transcription factor activity, RNA polymerase II-specific; sequence-specific DNA binding.
AUCUAAGCAACAUAACAAUCGAAACAGAAAAAAAACUAAUGUGAUUUAAUUGUGGAAACUUUUUAAUUCUUUUGGUCCAAGACUCGUUCAACUUUCUUGAUAUUUCCUGUUAUUCGUCAUCUUCCUCUUCUUCAUUUUCUUCUUCCUCAUCAUGUUACAUGGGACAUUGAAUUGUGUUUAUCUUUCGAGUCUCAAUCAAACCUCAUCUUCGUCUUCACCUUUACCUUUACCUUCACCUCCAUCAUCGUCUUCUUCAUACACUUCUUCAUAUACUUUAUCAUCUCCAUCGUUUUUAUCUUCAUCUUUUUCACCAUCAAUCAUGUCCAAUUGUCCGAGUCCUUCGUCCCUCUCGACAUCUUCAUCAUCUCCAUAUGAUCCAUUGGAAUCACUUUGGCCCAAACACAUCGACGACGAGGUUUCCAAUCUCGCACUCGAAGCUUGUCAUCAAGAAGUUAAACGAGUCUCAGAGAAUCUCCGAAUAUCACCAGAUCCAUUCACUUGGACUGUCAACGAUGUCAUUUCAUGGUUAUCAUGGCAAAUUGAACAAUUCGGAUUACCAAUGUUUCCACUUAAUUAUUUUCACAUGGAUGGGAUGAGUUUGUGUUCCUUAUCUGAAUCAGAUUUCAAGGAACAAGCUCAAGUUUGUGGUGAUUUACUUUAUGCUCAACUAGAGAUUUGGAAAACACUAAGUGAACAAGAAGCCGGCAAAAGAUCGGACGUUAUGUUUACAAGUGAUUAUUAUGGUUCCGAGGGAAUUCAAAGUGAUGAUGAAUUAAGCCAAGAUGGAGCUUGUGAAGUUUCGUCUCCCAUUUCAAUGUCACCUUCUUCUGUUUCCUCUUCCACCUCCCACUCUCCCAUUUACUCUCCUUUCUCCUCUGCUCCUUCACCUCUCUCAUCUCCAUCUCUAUCUCCUUCUCCCUCUUGUUCUCCAUCCACAUCCAUCUCUUCUUCUUCUUCAUCUUCUUCGUCUUCGUCUUCUCUCCCACCACCAACAUCAAUUGUCUCCGGAAACACUUCACUCCCUCAAUCUUCCAAUCGAAACACAUCCGGUUCUCAUAUUCACCUAUGGCAAUUUCUCAAGGAGCUUCUUGGUCAAUCUCAACAAUUUGGUUCGUGUAUUCGUUGGAUCGAUCGAAGCAAAGGAAUUUUCAAGAUCGAAGAUUCCGUCAAAGUGGCCAAGUUAUGGGGUCGACGCAAGAAUCGACCUGCAAUGAACUACGAUAAACUCUCCAGGUCAAUUCGACAAUAUUACAAAAAGGGAAUAAUGAAGAAAACGGAAAGAAGUCAAAGGCUCGUUUAUCAAUUCUGUCAACCUUAUUGUUUCUAAUUCUCUUUUUUCCCAAUCGACAAUCAACAAUCAACGAGCAAUGACCAACAAUUAACCACAAACAACAAUCAACCCACCUCAACGUGUAUUAUAAGUAAAUCAGAAUAACGAAAGUGAUUCAUCUUAAUUAGGCUGGAUUCUAAUUAACUAAUCACUUGGUAACUGUUGACACUUUUAGUGUCUUAUUCAUCUUAAUCAUCUUAAUCAUCACCACCAUCACCAUCACCACCAACAUCAUCAUCAUCUUAAAAUCAUCAACAAUCGAAGGUAUUAUUCGUAAUUGUUAAAUGAAAAAACCAUUCAAUUAAUCAUAAUUCAUUUCCAUCAUUAGACUAAUCAAAAUAAUCACAAUCAUCAUUACUCUUACCAGAGAAUCAGUUGAUAUUAAUAAUUAUCUUUCUGGUUAAUUGUUAUCUCUCUGGUUACAAUUACAAUCAUUAUCCCCAAGAGAUAUGAUAAAAUUACCAAAACCAAAACCCAAACUUCCCCCUUUCUUAUCAACUGUUGAUUAAUUAAUCUGAUUAAUCAACACAAUUAAAAAUCCAUCGCCAUCUAUUGUUAUAGAUAUAGGAAUACAUCAUUGUAGCCACUGAGUAUUUCACUAAAUGGGUAGAGAUGAAAGCUCUGGCAAAGAAAGACGCAAAAAGUACCUCUAAAUUUCUAAUUGAAAAUAUAUUGUGUCGACAUGGUUGCCCCAAGUCAAUCCAUUCGUUUGAGGGUGGUAAGCGGUUGAAAGUUGCCACUUCGCAUUCAUGAAGUUUCCUACUUCUUGAACCGUUUCACCUAUGAAGUUUCGUCCCUGAUCACUCAGGAUUGACUUGGGGCAACCAUGUCGACACAAUAUAUUUUCAAUUAGAAAUUUAGAGGUACUUUUUGCGUCUUUCUUUGCCAGAGCUUUCAUCUCUACCCAUUUAGUGAAAUACUCAGUGGCUACAAUGAUGUAUUCCUUGUCCGAUGAACGAGGGAGAGGUCCCAAUAUAUCGAUCCCAAUCUUUUCGAUACAGUCUAAUGAAGCAAAAUGAUUCUCAUCUUCAUCUUCAUAAUUUUCAUAAUCAUCCCAAUCACAAUCACAAUUACAAUUUACUAAUCAUCCAGUUAAAUUAUCAAAGAGUUACUUUAAUGAUUUAACUUCACCAAUCGAUCAAUUGAUCAAUUUAAUUUCAUCUAAUUUUUUUUUCACUUAAAUUGAAAUCAUGUUACAAUUUAACGAAUAUUUAUCAACAUUUAGCUCAAUUGAAUAAUUUUAAUUCUUAAUCAUUUGUGACUAAUGAUUAAUCAAGAAAAGUUUCUUAUUCUUAAAGUACCUCAAUAGUAAUGAUAUUAACAAUUAACAAUCAAACUAUUGGAUUAACACGCAAUCUAAUAUUUGCUAUUUGAUUAUUACAAUCAAAUGAAGAUCAUGUAUCGUGAUUUUCAUUCAAGUUAAUUUAUCAAGUUAAUUGUUACCAUUACAAUUAAACAAACCAUGAGAUUAAUUUAGUUUUACUCAACUUUUAUAUUCAAAGACUAAACUUUUCUUGAAGUAAAUUAAAUUUACAAUUACAAUUAAGAAUUAAAAUUGAGCUGAAUGAGAUGAACACAUUCCCAUAUAUCAAUGAUAUAUCCACUUAAAUGUAUGUUCUGUGAACAUUAAACAUUCAUUGAAUAGAAAAGUUAAUCAACUAUUUCUUAACUGUUGAUUACUGAUAGAAUUAGUUUUCGUGUUUACAUGUAAAUAAGAUCGACGAGAGAAACUCGCCUUUAAGCCCAUGUCGAUAUUUUGUUGGAGGCUCUGCUCUCAUUCACCAUCUUUUACAAUGUACUUGUAGUUUGUGAGCUUAGAGAUUCAGCAAACUCAACUAAAAGGGCUUAAGCGAGUGCACUCACUUACAAGCACCGUUCUUAUUUGCACGUAAACAUGGUAAUUGUAUUAACUAAUCGACUUUUCAUUCAAUCCAAGGGAUACGAACUUUCUUAUCUCAACUAAUCCAUCGUAUCCUUAAUCUCCUUUGAUUUCGUUUCCUUUCCCUUUUCCUUUCAUCUUUCCUUUAAUCGCUUAAUCUCUGCACUUAUUGACCCUUCUAAUACUUGUUAUUAUCUAAAUUCAGUUAAUUAGUUACAAUCAAAUAGAUAAUUUAAUCCAAUAGCUAAUCACUGCCUUCUAUCCCUAAAUCAAUGUUUCCUUCAUAUUAUCAAAUUAAUUGUUUCAAAAUGAUCAACAAUUUAUUUCUCUGGGUCCAAUGGCAAUCACUUUAUUAUUAAAUUCAUUUCAAUUUAUCAUCACAAUUUCAAUCAAUUGAUCACAAAUUAAAAACCACAAACUCUUAUUUCUGGGAUUAUCAAAGUGGUAAAAACUUUAUAAUCAAUAAUCAACAAUCAACAAUCAUAAUCAUAACCAUCGCCAUCAUCUAAUAUCAUGUAAUCAUAUCCAUCAAUGUAUCAUUUUUAUUGAUCAAUUUUAAAUUGUAAAAAUAUCAAACUCAUGCGAUCUAAUUAACUACUAACAAGUUACCAAUCUCUUAUUAGUAAUUAAUAACCACAAUUAUAUUCAUAAUCAACUGUUCAGGGAAAAUGUAAAACAAUUUAAAACGUUAGAUACUUUGUCAGUUAAUAAUGAUAAUCAUCAUCAUCAUCAUCAUCAUCAUCAACAACAACAAUUAACAAUUGAAAGAAAAUUGUUAUUAAUCUGAAAAUGUUAACUAACGUAAUCAAAGUUAAUUAAUUUCGCUGUAUUUGAUAUUUACUAUUGAAAGUAUUGCAUCACAACAAAUCACCAAUAAUCAAUCAACUAAUUAAUCAACAACAAUACAUCACAUGAAUGACCAAUCGAUUGAUAAAUUGAUCAAUUUAUCAUUAACCAUUAAUCAUCAAUCAUUAUUGUUUAAUUUUCUAACAAAUAAAAACUUCAAUUAAAAGCUCAA